This is a messenger RNA of Larimichthys crocea (large yellow croaker), 1890 nucleotides long. It is a transcript of the gene nat16, whose product is annotated as N-acetyltransferase 16. NCBI's taxonomy places the organism in Eukaryota, Metazoa, Chordata, Actinopteri, Sciaenidae. The coding region runs from base 351 to 1427 and encodes 358 amino acids. Gene Ontology annotation, molecular function: acyltransferase activity, transferring groups other than amino-acyl groups. The transcript is spliced from 6 exons. The record is from RefSeq and is a predicted model, not a curated record.
UGCUGAGCCACUCCAGUGAGUCCAGUACGGGGGCUUGACGUAAGAACUGGGAGGGGCGGGGCUUGUGCUUCGUGUUGAGUCUCCAGUGGAUCAUCGACAGAGCCGGUCUGUGUCUUUCAUUCAUCACCGGAACUGUGCAGUUCGUGCAUCAGCCGUGAUACUGUCUCCCAUCCCGUCUCCUCCGACCAGCCACACCAGGGACACCGCCGCCAGCCAUCAUCCGCGGCGGGGCUGCGUGGGAAAAAUGGAUCCUGCUAUCGCGCAACAGAGUGGUAUGCUUAUGUGUUUACGUCAGCAUGGAGCCUACUGGCAUGAAGCACUGGAGCCAAGGAUCUACCCAGGAGACAUGAAUGAUUUUGGUGUCCAUGUUCACAUCCCUUGACCAGGAUAAUCUACUGAAGACAUGUUGUUUCAAGAUGAAGAUUGAUACCAGCCUGACUAUGCCCCAGCUUCCAGAGACCCUGUCCCAAGCAGGCCUUCAGUUCACUGUGGCCACUGAGGAGGACUUUGAUGAGAUCAUGGCUAUGAGCCAGGACAUCUAUGGGGGCCUUGACUACCUGCCCACUAGAUACACCAGCUGGCUGCAGGAAGCUAACCGCACAGUCAUAUUGGCCCGUAAACAGGGGAAAGUGAUUGCUCUAGAGUCUGUGUGUGUGAUUGAUGAUGGGGAGACAAUGCUGGUGGAAGGUCUCCGUGUUGCCCCUCAGGAAAGGGGCAAGGGUGUGGCAGGUGUUCUGCUGCGCUUUUGCUCUGAGCUGGUCAAAUCCAAGUACCCAGAGGUCAAAAUAACCCGUUUGACCCGUGAUGAUCAGCUUGGACCCAAGGAUUUCCAGAAGUAUCGCAUCAUAACCAAGCAGGGUAUUCUGCUAGUGCGCUUCAGAGCUGAAGACCUCAAGCUUCGUCUGUCUGAGCUUGGUCUGGAUGGGGACAUCCAAUCCACUUUGUCUACCUCCUCCAACUCUUCUCCAGUGCGUCUCGACCAUACAGCUAUUCAUCGGCUAUAUCUGACCACUGACCUGAUGCAGGAGGUCCUUCCUAAUGCCACCAUCAUUCAAGACUGGCAGCCAUUCAAGCUAUUGCCCAGCAACAUGGCCAUUCUACUGAAGAAGGACAUUGACUGGAUGGUGGAUGAUCUGUCCAACCCUACUGUGGCCAGCCUCUGUACCUUCCCAUUCAGGGUUCCCAUUGGAGAUGACUGGUAUUACCUGAACAUUGACUUGUUUGGUAAAGACUUGGACCUGGCUCGGCAGCAGUUCUUGUGCCACUUGCAGCGCCACACCAGCACCCUGAAUGGUCACGUGAUGUGCCAGAUGUUCCUGGAUCCAUUGCUCUGGAAGCCCAUGGUGGAAUUCUGCCAUAACACCUUGAAUGUGGAGCUGGUGAAGGAAUACACUGAGCAAUGCGUGGUGGAGUCAGAUGUCAUCUAGUUAAGGAAGGUUGAUGGAAAAGAGUAGAAGAUGAAGGAGACAGAAAGGAAUGAAGGGUCCAGACAACAAAGAAUGGACACAACUAAAUUAGGCUUAACAGAAAAAAACCUCUGUAUUGAGGAUGUAGAAACCAAGCAAACAAAAUGUAGUUUCAAGGCCAACUUGUACGCAUCCAAUUUAACAAUACACAAAAAAAUACAGGUUGUGGACAUUAAAUCAUGAACACAUCAUGUAAUCAGCUACAAUAAGUCUGUGACAAAUAGUACAUUUGUAAGCAUUGGUAUCAGAGAUGUGUUGAUGCAACUUUACAGUCAUUUUUAAGUAUCAUCUGAAAGGCCAUAGAUUUGCAGUUUUGCAGUUAUUUUUUACAUUAUUGUAGCUUAAAAUAUUACUAUUAAUAUUUAGUGUCCGUAAAAAUCACAAAGAGGGGGACUAAAUGGAUACCUUUUAGUAGUAAUUUUUA